AUGACUUCGACGCGAGAGAAAGAUAAUAUACCGAUGGGCGGAGGAAAGGACUACCCACCAACAUACGAUAACGUCGCUCAAUUCGUAGUCGAGUGGAAUGGACCGGACGAUCUUAGAAAUCCUCAGAACUGGCCCAGUCUCCGAAAACUUUACAUAUCUCUCAUCGUCUGCAGUGGCGCUUUCGUAGCCUGCUUCAACAGCGCCAUUUUCGCCGCAGGAGUAGUGGGGGCCAGUGACGAGCUCCAUAUCAGCGAAGAAGUCGGCCAGCUAGGGACGACACUGUUCGUGCUAGGCUUCGCAGCAGGCCCUCCGCUUUGGGCACCCUCGUCUGAGCUCUACGGCCGUAGAUGGCCGUUGUUCAUCGGCAUGCUCGGAACGUCAAUCUUCACCAUCGCUUGUGCGGCCGCGAAAGACGCACAGACCCUCCUCACAUGCCGGUUCUUUGCCGGAGUGUUCGGUGCAAGCCCUUUGUGUGUGGUACCUGGAGUGCUGUCUGAUAUGUACAGCAGCGGAUACCGCGGCAUGGCAAUAUCAAUCUAUGCCUUGACAGUUUUCGGUGGUCCACUGUUGGCACCGAUCAUCGGGAGCUUCAUCGCGGCCAGUUAUCUGGGCUGGAGGUGGACACAGUAUCUGCCGGCUAUACUAGGCUUCGCGAACGCCUUCCUCAUGUUGCUGUUCCUGAGAGAAACAUAUGCACCGCUCGUACUCGCGGAGAAAGCCAGUAUUAUCCGAAGACAGACCGGCAAUACCUUCAUUCAUGCACCCCAUGAGAAGCGUGAAGUCGACUUGCAGGACAUGAUGAACAAGUACUUCGCUCGCCCGCUUCGAAUGCUGGUCACCGAACCAACGGUACUGCUGGUAUCGUUGUACAUGAGCUUCAUAUAUGGCAUCGUAUAUGCGCUGCUGGAAGCCUAUCCCUUCGUAUACAGUAGUGUGCACGGCUGGGACUCUGGCGUCGCAUAUCUACCAUUUAUCGGUCUACUGCUUGGCGUCUGCUGCGCUCUGGCACUGAUCCUGUCUCAGCAGAAGAGCUACGCUCGAAAGUUAGAGGCACAUGGUGGCGUUGCAGUACCAGAAUGGCGACUUUAUCCUGCGAUGCUCGGUGCUUUCGUCUUUCCAAUCGGUCUAUUCUGGUGA
This is a messenger RNA of Recurvomyces mirabilis, 1137 nucleotides long. RefSeq lists its product as uncharacterized. The record is from RefSeq and is a predicted model, not a curated record. NCBI's taxonomy places the organism in Eukaryota, Fungi, Ascomycota, Dothideomycetes, Mycosphaerellales, Teratosphaeriaceae. Gene Ontology annotation, biological process: transmembrane transport. The transcript is spliced from 2 exons. Bases 1 to 1137 code for a protein of 378 amino acids. Gene Ontology annotation, cellular component: plasma membrane. Gene Ontology annotation, molecular function: transmembrane transporter activity.